AUGCCUAAUUUGAUAAAUGCAGAGCUUGGAGCUAGUUUAUCUCGAAAUAAACUUUACUAUAACAGAUAUAGAUUCUACAUUUAUACUAGUUUUGGAUUUGUGCCAAAGAGUAUUUUACUUCUAGCUAAACUCAAACUGUUAACCUUGACUAUGGAAAAACAGAAGCUUAACAACUAA
This is a messenger RNA of Dentiscutata erythropus, 177 nucleotides long. The record is from the annotation of a GenBank genome assembly. NCBI's taxonomy places the organism in Eukaryota, Fungi, Glomeromycota, Glomeromycetes, Diversisporales, Gigasporaceae.